Messenger RNA from Glycine soja, 537 nucleotides. RefSeq lists its product as uncharacterized. The record is from RefSeq and is a predicted model, not a curated record. The transcript has a single exon. Bases 1 to 537 code for a protein of 178 amino acids. NCBI's taxonomy places the organism in Eukaryota, Viridiplantae, Streptophyta, Magnoliopsida, Fabales, Fabaceae.
AUGGCUGGACAACGAGAUAGUCCUAUUAUUGGAAUCGAUUCUAGCAUCGUCGACUUCCCUGUCAGUGUGUGGCAGCACCACCGUGCCAACAUCAACCGCCACUUCCAGUCCAUCCAGCCGUGGCCUCUGCCGCUCCGCACCAACACCCGCCGUUACCGCAAGAUUCCCUACGACAAUGACAUCUUCCUGCUCGGGGACGCUGCCGUUGCGCAUCGGAUUCGUCCGAGUUGGAUUUGGAUUCUAUUCGCUACUGCGACUCCGCUUUGCUCCGUUCAUCAUCGGCAUCAACGUUCGCCGCCACAUCCAUCACCACCUCCUCCACCAUCAUCUCCGCCACCGUCUUUAACACCUCCCUUGAUUGCUCCACGGCGCGGGUCACACACCCACUCCUCUCCUUGGCCGUUCAGUUUCGUGGCACGGGUCACACACUCGCUUACUGCUUCAGACAUUAAUAAUGUUGGGCCCAAACCAGCCCACAAACAAAGUAACUUUCCUAAUGUAUCUCCUGUUUUCGCUUGUUUUAUUGUCCAACCUUGA